GUAGUAUAGAAUGAUCUAAGAAAUAGUAUGAGCUUAAUAGCUUAUACAGAAAUGUAAUUCAAUUUAACCUUAGAUAAUUUAAAAUUUCGUUGAUUAAUUUAAAUGAGAUAGAAAGAUAUAAAAAUUGUAAAAUAUCACUUUCUAAUAUGAUUGAAUUAGAAGAAUGUGGAAACUGGAUAAAAAAGUCAUCAUUUCAAAAGAUAUGUCUACAAAUUCCAGAUUACCUUAUGCAUCAUGCUGUAGAAAUAAUAUUGAAUCUGCAAAAAUAUUCUAGUGCAUUUUUGUAUGUAAUUGGUGAUACAUCAUAUGAUAAUUGCUGUAUCGAUAAACUUACUGUUAAUCGUUUUGAAGCAGAUGCAUGCAUACAUUUUGGUCAUGCUUGUUUAAGUUGUACCAAUCAUUUACCAACUUUUCAUGUUUUUCAAAAGAAAUAUUUUGAUAUAGAAUUAUUUUGUAAAGAAUUUAAUGAAUAUUUUAAAGAUGAAUCCAAAGAAAUUCUACUUUUUUAUGAUACAUCCUUUACAUACAUAAUUGAACACAUUUAUGAAAAAUUAUAUAAAAAAUAUAAAAAUUUGAUUUUUUCUAUAUUAAAAUGUAUUUCUAAUGUCCCAUUUUCAAAAAUACAUCCAAAUGAAUCUCAUAAAUCCAUUAUAGGAAGGCAAUACAGUUUGCCUUCUGAACAUCAAUUGAAUAUUUAUGAUGCUGUAUUUUUGGGACCAAAUGAUAAAACAUUACUCACAUUAUUUAUGAGUUUACCUGUAAAUGCUUGUCAUUAUUUUGAUGGGUCAAAGAUAUAUAAGUUUAAUAUGCUAAAGUCAUUAUGGUUCAAAAGAAGAAACUUUUUAAUUGAGAAAAUAAGAGAUGCUACAACAUUUGGCAUUAUUAUAGCCUCUUUGAAUGUUGAAAACUAUCUAGCAAUCACAGAAAUGUUAAAAUCUAUUCUUAAUAAAGUAGGUAAAAAAGUAUAUACAUUCAAUGUAGGAAAAAUUUCCCCAACAAAACUAGGAAACUUUCAUCAGGUAGAUAUAUUUGUAGCUAUAACCUGCCCAGAAAGUAGUUUAAUAGAUUCAAGAGAUUAUUUAAAACCUAUUGUAACACCUUUUGAAGUUGAAUUAGCCUUUAAUGAUUUAAGAGAAUUUUCAUUGCUUCAUGAAUUAGACUUUAAACAAAUAUUACCUGGAGGAACAAAUUAUAAGAAUUUUGAUGUUACAUCAAAACCGGAUAUAUCUCUCAUUUGUGGUAAAAGUAGACAAAUCAAUAGUAGCGAUAUUACUAUUAACAAUACACUUACUCACAAAGAAAGAGGAACAUUAAAGAAUAAUGAAAUCAAUAUAAAUUGUUUGAAUUCAAGAACGUGGAAUGGACUUGAACAAAAAUUGGGUGAAAAUCAUGUCAAAUUAGCUGAAAAUGGUCGAAAUGGCAUACCUAUUAAUUAUGAAAAUGAAAGUAUAUAAAUUAUAUAUUGUAAUAACAUU
Molecule: messenger RNA, 1475 nt
Organism: Ceratosolen solmsi marchali
Lineage: Eukaryota; Metazoa; Arthropoda; Insecta; Hymenoptera; Agaonidae
Gene: Dph2
Product: Diphthamide biosynthesis 2
Exons: 4
Coding region: 147-1454 (435 amino acids)
Biological process (GO): protein histidyl modification to diphthamide
Molecular function (GO): 2-(3-amino-3-carboxypropyl)histidine synthase activity
Source: RefSeq, a predicted model, not a curated record